Pestalotiopsis fici W106-1 is the source of this 4233-nucleotide messenger RNA. RefSeq lists its product as uncharacterized. The record is from RefSeq and is a predicted model, not a curated record. The coding region runs from base 1 to 4233 and encodes 1410 amino acids. Gene Ontology annotation, biological process: mitochondrial transcription. Gene Ontology annotation, cellular component: mitochondrial DNA-directed RNA polymerase complex. The transcript has 2 exons. Gene Ontology annotation, molecular function: DNA-directed RNA polymerase activity; mitochondrial promoter sequence-specific DNA binding. Lineage: Eukaryota; Fungi; Ascomycota; Sordariomycetes; Amphisphaeriales; Sporocadaceae.
AUGUUCAUCAGACCCUCGGCUCAGAGGAGCCUCUCCCUCCCUCGGAUCAGCACCUUUAGACGGCCUCAAGUAAUAUCGACAUCUUCACUGUGUCGUUCCGUUGCUGGCGCCGGCGCUUCAAGUCAGAGACUACUCGUCACGCGACCAGAUUUGCUGCCAUGGCAGAGGAGGAGCGAGCGUGUCAGCCACGGCACCCAGCACGAUAGGUCACUUGCUACCGCCAUCGAUGAUGCCCAUGCCCAAGAGGACUUGCCAUUCAAUAUACCAGCAUAUGCUCAGUCGCCGCAACCCCAGCGCAACCUGGCUCCAUACGAAUUACGACACUUCGACCCUUCGAACCCCAUCAUCGUCAAGCACGAGCUCGAGCCACCUGCCAGGCUACGGACAACAGGUCAAGGUAUUCCGGGUGAUAUCGAGACCAUGCUGUCCGUAUUUCACGCAUGCCUCCAGGUCUCCCAUCUCGACCGAGCUGCUCUUGUUCUCAAGCGCUUCGAGGAAUAUGAUCUCCUGCCCGGGCAUGAGCUGAUAAAGCUUCACAACAAAUACCUCGCUGCCAACAUUGAGCGUUUCUAUUCGCAACCAAAUAUCAAAUGGGCUGAAUCAAUGCAAUCAUGGUACGAAACACAAAUUCGUGCCAAGGGCCUUCCACAGACACCAAAGACAAUUGCCUACAUGCUGAAGAUUUCUCUCCUUUCUGGUCAGGAUUCGGAAAGACUCGAGCGUCGUAUCGACCGAUACAUGGGCAUGGUACCUGGAGACCUAGGUUGGAAGGUGUACCAAUACUCGGAUAUUUUGUCUGAUCAGGAUCUCGCAAAGAUCACCAGCCUAUGCACAGUUCAUAAAUAUUCACCAGAUGAGUGGGUCAUUGAAGGCGACGAGUCCCCUGAAUCGCAACUGGCCACUGAAGCCAGCUCGCAGGAUGCCUCGGCUGCUGCUGAUGCUGCCAGCGCCGUUGAUCCCGAAGGAGAGGUCCUGGCCGUGAAGCAAAAAGGUCUUGGUUUGAAGACAUUGCGUCAUGUCCUGUCCUUUUUCUCUGAUAUUCGAGGCGUCGAUAUCUCGAAAUUGCCUCUGGCUGAGCAACGUGAGAUUCAGGCUCGGAUGGAGAAGGACUGCGUUGAUGCCGCGAUCCACCGAUGGCGAGAGGAGCACCAAGCUUUGAUGAAGAUGGGAAAGAACACAUCCUUGUCCACGAACGCCUUGAACAGUCAACUCUACGACUGGCAAUGCGCUCUGGAAACGAGGAUCAAGGAAGAAAUGAAGCUUAUGGACAUCGCCGAGGCUCAACCGACCAAGUCAUCCGAUGAUCUCGACAAAAUUCUCAUUGCACCCUUCUUGAGACAGUCCAAUCCAGCCCGGCUUGCUGCUGUCACCAUUCUUAGUAUUUUAAAUUCGACUGCGUCAGCCGACAGUGACAAUGGACCGACCAUUGCGAUCGCCGUCUCCGCUCUUGCCAAAGCCGUCGAAGAAGAUGUUCGACUCCAACGAAACCACGAGGCCCGGAAAUUGAGAAAGACCCGGAGACGUUUCUUGCAUCGCGAGGCAGCCGAACAUGAACAGGCCGCUUCGUCGUCACCUGAAACCACUCCGCCCGAUUCCACUUCACCCGAAAAUAGCGUAAUCAAGCAUGUUGAGGAGGCAAUUCAAAAUGCAGACCACUGGCCGGUCGUGAUCAAGACGAAAAUCGGCGCUUUCCUGACACUAGCUCUAAUUGAGACAGCCACAGUCACAGUCACUCGCGAGCACCCAGACACCAAAGAGCUCGUUAGCCAGGUCCAACCCUCUUUCGCUAAAUCCACCAUCUUCAAGAAGGGCAAGAGGGUCGGCAUGAUCAUGCCCAACAAGUAUUUGACAGAGCUUAUGAAAAAGGAGCCACGGGCUGACUUCCUUGCACGACAUCUGCCUAUGCUUGUUGAACCUGAGCCUUGGUCCAAGUUCGACAAGGGUGGAUUCCUUGAAUUUCCCACGUCCAUUAUUCGAAUCAAGAAUGGCGAAAAGGAUCAGAAGGUCUAUACCGAAGCAGCCAUAAAGAGGGGUGACCUUGACCAGGUCUGUAAAGGUCUUGAUGUUCUUGGGCGGACCGCAUGGAGAAUUAACCGAUCUGUCUUCGGGGUCAUGCUAGAGGCAUGGAACAGCGGUGAAGCAAUUGCAAACUUUCCCCCUCUGCAUCCGAGCAUACCUCUUCCACCAGAACCUGAAUAUUCCGACGAUCCUUUGGCGAGAAAAGUUUGGAUUGCUCAAGUCAAGGCUAUUGAAAAUGAAAAGGCAGGACUUCACUCGGAACGUUGCUUCAUCAACUUCCAAAUGGAAAUCGCCAAUUCUUUCAAGGACCAAACCUUUUACUUUCCACACAACAUGGAUUUCCGUGGUCGAGCUUAUCCCAUUCCAACCUACCUGAAUCACAUGGGUGCCGAUAACACCCGUGGAAUGCUACUUUUUGCGGAGGGUAAAGAGCUUGGCGAGAGUGGUCUCCGAUGGCUCAAGGUGCAAAUAUCCAACGUGGCUGGUUUUGACAAGGCCAGUAUUUCUGAGCGUGAGGCAUUCGCGAUGGAGCAUAUGGCCGAAAUCAUCGACUCAGCUACGAACCCUCUGAGCGGAGGGAGAUGGUGGCUGAAAGCAGAAGACCCAUGGCAAUGCUUGGCGGCUUGUUUUGAGUUCAAAGCAGCCAUGGAACUACCAGAUCCCACAAAGCAUGUCUCCGCUCUCCCCAUCCAACAGGACGGCACUUGCAACGGUCUUCAGCAUUACGCGGCUCUUGGAGGUGAUCGCUGGGGAGCGCAGCAAGUCAACCUUAUGCCUGGAGAUCGUCCGGCUGAUGUCUACUCUGCUGUUGCGGAUUUGGUCAAGGAAAGUAUCAAAGAAGACGUCAAGAAGGACAACCAGCUUGGCAAGAUCAUGGAUGGCAAGAUCACCCGCAAGGUCGUCAAACAAACGGUUAUGACCAAUGUUUACGGUGUCACAUUCAUUGGUGCUAGGGCACAGGUUCACAAGCAGAUUGAGGCGGCACAUCCCAACAUCGAGGCUGAAACAGGCAUGCCAUCCAUGCUCCUGGCUUCUUAUGUCGCAUCCAAGAUCUUCAAGGCCCUGUCGACCAUGUUCAGCGGUGCUCACGACAUCCAGUACUGGCUUGCUGAAUGCGCUGGUCGUGUGUGCCGAGCUAUAAGUCCGGAGCAACUUGACAACUUGGCUGCAUUGACCGAAGCACAGAAUGCAGAGGCCGUUGCCGGAGAGCCAAUAACGAAAAAGAAGGCGAAAGCGCUGAAAGUAGUCAACAAGAACUCGACAAAGAACUUCCUUGCGAGCGAUCUCAUGAGCCAUUGGAAAUCAACCAUAGUUUGGACCACUCCUCUGCGAUUGCCAGUUGUGCAACCUUACCGGAGAGGCGGCACCCGCACCAUUCCUACAGCUCUGCAGGAUCUGAAUCUUGUUAUCCCGGAGCGGUCUGAUCCUGUGAAUCGACGGAAGCAAUUGCAGGCAUUCCCGCCCAACUUUAUCCAUUCCCUUGAUGCUACUCACAUGCUUCUCUCGGCUCUGGAAUGCGAUGCCAUGGGCCUAACCUUUGCAGCCGUGCAUGAUUCUUUCUGGACUCACGCUGCCGAUGUCGAUGUAAUGAACAAAGUCUUGCGAGACUCUUUCAUUCGCAUCCACAGCGAAAAUGUCAUUGAGCGGUUGGCAUCCGAAUUUGAGGCGCGGUACAAGGGCUCGCUUUACCUAACUAAGCUCGAGAUUGGCAAUGCAGCAGAGAAAGAGAUCGUGGCUCUCCGUCAGGAGUUGCGCCUGUCAGCACAGGAUGAAGUACUCAUGGAACGCGAGCGAUUGAGACUUCUUAAGUCCUCGGACCCAGAGGAAGUCCAGCGCGGCCAGCAGAUGCGGACACCGGCAAGCAUCUAUAUCGAGCACAACGGCACUGCUGCGUCGGUCUCGAAGGGGGAGAUUGAUGAGGUUGGCCUGGGCAACGUCCCAUCUCCUGACGAAAUGGCCAAGUCUGCCCUUGAAGACAAGCCGACGACUACUCACAGAAAAUUGCUGGAUUUCAAAAUAGACAACCCUAAAGAGGUUGAGACCUUACUCUCAACCAGUGGCUUUGAGAAUGUGAUUUCAAAGUCGAGGUCCUCAAACACUUCGAUAUAUUCCUCUGUGAUGGGCAUCUGGCUUCCGCUGAAAUUCCCCGAAGUGCCCAAAAAGGGCGAUUUCGAUGUUAAACAAUUAAAGGACAGUCAAUAUUUCUUCUCGUGA